AUGUUGAUUUUAUCAUCGAGGAAGAGUUUAAUAAGUUUUGUUCCUGUUCUGUCCAGUCGAUUCUGCUCUGCUCAAGCAUCACUAGCCGAACAAAAGCUGUUAAGUGCAAAACCAUUUGAAGUUAUUCCUGGGCCAAGAAAUUCAUUUCAGUUUUUAAAGCUUAUGGCACAUCCAAAGUCAAAAUAUUACAACCAGCCACUAAUUAAAAUGAUUUGCAUGAUUCGUGAAGAUUUCGGAGAUUUAGUUUACUUUCCUGGAUUGUUGGGUGCGAAGCCAAUGGUGAUGACAUUCUCGCCUGAGGAUGCAGAAAAGGUUUCUAGAUAUGAAGGACGUUAUCCAUACCGAAGAGAUUUAGAGACAUUUAAAUACUAUAGGAAACAGCAUCGACCAGAACUUUUCAAACCAAGUGCCGGACUUGUUGUUGAACAUGGUCUUGCUUGGCAUGAGUUUCGUUCGAAAGUUAACCAGGUAAUGUUGCAUCCAAGGAAUGUUAAGAUGUACACACCAAUACUCGAUAAUGUUGCAUGUGAAUUUGUAGAAAAGAUUAGAGCUAUUAGGAAUGAAAGCAUGACAAUGCCUGAUAACUUUUUAGAGAAUUUAAACGAGUGGGCUCUUGAGAGUAUAGCUCUAAUUGCACUUGACACUAGACUGAAUCUUUUUGAAGGAGCAAAUCAGGAAUCAAAGCAGCUCUAUGAACUCAUUAAAGAAAUGUUUGCAAUUGGAUUUGAAUUUGAUAUAAAGCCAUCCAUUUGGAGAUACUGCAAGACUCCAGGAUUUAAUAAAGCAUUAAAAACGUUUGACAAAUUAACUCAAAUUGUUUUUGGUCAUGUCGGGCAAGCUGUUGAAAGGUACGAGAAGAGCCCAUCAGCUUCAGAGCAUCAAAGUAUUUUAGAGAAGCUAUUGAAAAUUGAUAGGAAUGUGGCAGAAGUUAUGGCAACUGAUAUGUUAAUUGCUGGAAUUGAUACUACAUCAUCAACUGCCGCAGCUGCUUUGUAUUGCUUAGCUACAAAUCCUGAUAAGCAGGAAAUUCUUCGAAAGGAAGUUAAGAAGGUUCUACCUUCAAAUUAUGCACAAUUAACUGAAAAGUCUUUAGCUAGUGUUCCAUAUAUGCGAGCUGUAAUCAAGGAAGCUCUAAGGAUGUUUCCAAUUUUUAAUGGAAUCGCCAGAGCUUUAGAUAAAGACAUUGUUUUGCAAGGAUAUCGAAUCAAAAAGGGAGUUGACAUUAUGAUGGUUCCCACAGCAUAUUCGGAUUUUGAGCAUACAAACAAGUUCAUCCCAGAACGAUGGUUGAAGAGAAAAACCCAAAAAACUUGUCAAGGAAAAGACGUCAAUCCAUUCGCACACUUACCUUUUGGAUACGGACCACGCAUGUGCAUCGGUAAAAGAAUGGCUGAAAUGGAGAUUGAAAUUUUAUUGACUCGACUGCUGAGUGAAUUCAAACUAGAAUGGCAAGAAGGAGACAUCAAAUGGAGUAGCACAACAAUCAAUGUGCCUUCAUCUCCAUUGAGGUUUAAAGUAUUAGAUCUAUAG
Molecule: messenger RNA, 1530 nt
Organism: Chironomus riparius
Lineage: Eukaryota; Metazoa; Arthropoda; Insecta; Diptera; Chironomidae
Source: the annotation of a GenBank genome assembly